This is a messenger RNA of Asterias rubens (European starfish), 2726 nucleotides long. RefSeq names its product cell cycle control protein 50A-like. Bases 1 to 1191 code for a protein of 396 amino acids. The transcript is spliced from 9 exons. Lineage: Eukaryota; Metazoa; Echinodermata; Asteroidea; Forcipulatida; Asteriidae. The record is from RefSeq and is a predicted model, not a curated record. Gene Ontology annotation, cellular component: Golgi apparatus; endoplasmic reticulum; plasma membrane.
AUGGCGGAUGUACGAUCUCGGGUGUCUUCUGCCAAGUCGACGGGCAGCGAUCAAGAAAAUGCCAAUUCCGUGGCAAACUUGAACGAUGAUAAUGGCAAUCCAGAGGAGAAGAAAAAGAGUAACAGACCUGCAAACACUGCCUUUAAGCAGCAGAGGUUACCCGCCUGGCAACCUAUCCUGACUGCUGGUACCGUACUACCAGCAUUCUUCAUCAUCGGUAUCAUCUUUGUGCCUCUUGGAGCUCUAUUUCUGGUCACAUCAAAUAACGUGCAGGAGGUUGUUGUAGAGUACACAGACUGCUUUUACAGCAAUAGCACAGAUAACGUCACGUACAAUUGUAAAAACGUAUUUGAUCAGAUGCCUGACAUGGGACUAAGCUGCAAGUGUGAGGUGCUGUUCGAACUCGAUACUAAAAUGGAGGGGGAAGUGUACAUGCUGUACAUGUUGACGAACUACUACCAGAACCAUCGGCGGUACGUUAACUCUCGGGAUGAUCUUCAGCUCCUCGGGGAUGCUGCCUCCCAGACCGUCCCAAGUACAUCAUGCCAGCCAUACGAGCAGAGAGACACAAAUGAUGCUCACAAUAUCACCGAAUAUGAACCCAUUGCUCCUUGCGGUGCAAUCGCUAACAGCUUUUUCAACGAUACAUUUAACAUCACAUUUCUCGAUGAUGGUAACAUGAACGAACCAGUUCAGCUGAAUGGCACAGGCAUAGCAUGGGACAGCGACAGAAAUGCCAAGUUCCAGAACCCAGCCUCAUUUGAUGGGAGCACCAAUCCCCCUAACUGGCAGCGGAGCAUCCAAGAUUUGCCAAACGGUUAUGAGAAUGAAGACUUCAUUGUGUGGAUGAGAACCGCGGCCCUACCAACAUUCCGUAAACUUCAUCGCCGUGUCAUUUAUACAGCAGGGACUGUGUUCGAUACAGGACUACCGGCCGGGAACUACAGUCUCACUGUUGACUAUUCCUACCCAGUGCAUAUGUUUGACGGAACCAAAAGCAUCGUCUUGACCACCACCUCCUGGCUCGGAGGCAAGAAUAACUUUCUUGGCAUCGCUUACAUCGUCACCGGGUCUCUAUGCAUCCUCUUUGGAGCCUUUUUCUUACUCAUUCACAUUAAGCACGGCCACAGUUCUGUCUUGUGUUGCGAUGGUCAGAACACCAGGUCAACACACCAAGCGGAAGCGUUGUAGAAAAAAAAAAAUGAAAGAGCAAAUGCUCCAGAAGCAAGUACUGCGAACGAGAUCGGGUAAUGUUUGGGAUAAUCCACUAUGAUGACACGGGGGAUCCAGGAGUAUACUUUGGUGACUGGAAGGAGGGUGAGCAACAACAGAGUAACAGGUACCAGCUAGUAUUGAAAACUAGCCUUCAACAUUUAGAUGGUGUCCUGUCCACAUCAGGUGAAUAAGAUGUACACCUCUGGUAAAAUUCUGUAAACUUAAAAAAAAAUGAAAAAAAAUAUUCUCAUCGUGUACGUGUAGAGAAUUUAAGAUUGCACUUUUCUGGAAAAGACUGAGGGUUAAAACAGAUGAUCUCUCGUGGGAAAAAGAUAAUCUUUCAUAAUCCCCCUAAAUCUUUUCUGCAGACAUUUAUUAUUGAUUUGGAUUAAAAAGGUCAGUGAGUCAUUUCUGAUUCACCACUUUGGAUUCUAACUGGGGUCAUUGCUUCCCUUACUCUCUGGUCAUUUCCUUAUUCUAUCUUUAAACAAACAGUUUGAAAAGGCCCAUGAAGGGCUUGAAAUAGGCCAUUCUUCUGAGAUAUGGUGGACACAUUACUAUAAGACUUUUUGGUCUGGGUAAAUUUGUAUGUACGUAUGUGUAUACAGUACACACGAACCACACAGUGCAUUCCUAUAGUGGCCACCAUGGCUAUCAGCUAUGGCUAAUAAGUUUGCUGCCACCUAGUGUCAAGAAGUCGCUUUUUUAGUUGUACCCACCUUUAACAAAAUUUCAAAAACAUCCAAUGCAAUAUUUAAAAAGCAGAUACAAAAUUCACUUCUUUUGUUUACUUUUGGAUGAUUAGCAGUAAUGAUGUAAUAAAAGGAAAAAUUAAAGAAACUUGUAUCUAUUUAUUCAGGGCCAAAUUCAAAGAGCUGCGUUAGCAAAAAAAGUAGCUAAUUACAGCAAAAUCAUGCUUACCAGAAGAAGGUUUUACCAGCAAAACUAACUGUCGUGCCAAAUGAACCAUUUUUGACUGGUAUCCCUUUCACUUUUGCUUAGCAGCAAUAUUUUCUGCUUAAGCAGCUCUUUGAAAUUGGGCACUGAUUUUAUGGUUACCGUUAACAGAUGUAUGCCCAUUUUCAUAGGCCAUAUUUCUUGUACUUUAAUUAUAAUGAUCAUUUUGUACAUAAUUGCAUUUUGGAAGAACAGGCAAAUCUAUUGUUGUGAAUUGAAUAGUGUAAACCAAUUAUGGCUUUACCCUUUGCGCGUAGAUGCAGAUUUGAGCAUGGGGUUAAUAGACCCUGUAACCUUUGUUUACACAAAUAGGGACAUCGUACAUUCCAGGGCUUUUUUGGCAGGCAAGUAGUCAUAUGUAAGAGAAAGGCAGUAUUUCCUGGGUAGUGGGCACCUCAAUGAGGGAUUUGUGACUCAUUCUGUAAGGGAAUUUCAAAGGGCACCAAGGCAAUGAUGCUUCACAGAUGCAAUGAACCAUCAUGAACCAUUGAAUAUGAAAGAGUCGUGCAGUUCUGGUAGGAUAUACAUGUAUUUAAAAAAAAAAAAAUGUUGCC